UUUCCAUUUGAGGCCUAAAGAGUGUCAGUGAAGAUCAUUUUUGGAUUUUAAUAUUGUCCUCUGCUUAGGCUCAAGGAGGCAAAUUACCCAAAAACAAGCUGGAUACAAUCUGAGCACUCUUGAUGGUCAUUUCAGCUAAAACCUAGGAAAUAGUUUGACUAUUCCAUCACUUUACAAAGCAUGGCAAAUAUUGAUGGAUAUAACCAACAAAAUUAUCAUGGAUCCUCAUUCAUCUGUGAGAGUGUAUUCAGAUCAUAAAGACCAAAAUUUUGAGAACCGCUGAUUUAAACAGACCCUGGUACAGAGAGACUGGUGUGAGAAAGGCUCCUCAAUGCAGAAGCAAAGACACCAGAGCCAAGAGCCACCUGCAGGAGGGUCGGGCACAGUCCCAGCUCUCAGGCUGCACCAAGUCCUUCAUCCUGUACACGCCCAGUUCUAAUUCCAAUACAUGACUGUCGGAACAAGUCCAUCAGCGUCAAGCCUUUUGGGAUGUAAAGUCUGCACUGGGUUUUAGAUUCUUCUCAGACCAGGAGGAUCCAGAUUAUGCCACCCUCAACUUUCCUCCUGCUGCUGUUUGGGGCCCUGGUCCUGACUGAGACCUGGGCAGGCUCCCACUCCGUAAUAUUCUUGCACACCGCGAUGUCCCGGCCGGGUUCCGGGGAGCCCCGCUUCAUCUGCGUGGGCUACAUGGACGACACGCAGCUCCUGCGGUUUGACAACAACGACCCGAGUCCGAAAAUGGAGGCAACAGUGCCCUGGAUGCAGCUAGAGGGGUCGGAGUAUUGGGAGAGCCAAAAGCGGAUUGUCGAGGGCCACUUACACCUGUCCAGGCUCCGACUGAGCAACCUGCUGAUGUACUACAACCAGAGCAGAACAGGGUCUCACACCUUGCAGGUGAGGGAUGGCUGUGAAGUGGGCCUGGACGGUAGCCUAAGCCGCUUCAAUCAAUUCGCCUACGACGGCGUUGAUUCCCUCACUCUGAUGGAGGAGCUGCGCACCAGGACCAAAGCGGGCAUGGAGGCGCAGACCUGGGAGGAUGAGACCUGGGAGGAAGUCCUCGCCUCGGAAUUCCACACUCCGCGCCUGGAACACAAGUGUGGGCAGUGGCUCCAAGGACACCUGAAGAAAGGGAACCGGACACUGCGUGCAAAACUCCCAAAGACACUCGUGACCCACCACCCCACCUCUGACCAUGAGGUCACCCUGAGGUGCUGGGCCCUGGACUUCUACCCUGCGGACAUCACUCUGACCUGGCAGCGAGAUGGGGAGGACAUGACCCAGGACACGGAGCUGGUAGAGACCCGGCCUGGGGGCAAUGGAACCUUCCAGAAGUGGGCAGCUGUGGAGGUGCCUUCUGGAGAGGAGCAGAGAUACACGUGCCAUGUGCAGCAUGAGGGGCUGCUGGAGCCCCGAGUCCUGAGAUGGGAGCCACCUCCUCAGUCCUCCAUCCCCACCGUGGGCAACAUUGCAGACGUCCUGGUUCCCCUUGGGGCUGUCCUGCUUUUCCUUGGGGCUGUGCUCACUGAAGCUGUGAUUUGGAGGAAGAAGCACUCAGAGAAAACCUCGUAUGAGGUCUGAGAUUUCUUGUCUAACGUCUGCUUGAUACUGAGGUAUGUUCCCACACACAUGCGCUUUCUCAGCUGAGAGCCGGGUUUGCUGACACUUUUUUUGUAAAGCAUGUGAAACUCCUUUGUAUGAAAAAUGAAGGACAAAUAUUUCAACUUGAUGAUUUUGGUCGUGGGGACCUCACUUGAGUAGCUGCAGGUAAAAAGGAAAUGUCCCUGCUAAGGACGGAGGAGGCUGGCACAGCUCCCACACGUGCUUUCUCCUCAUGUUCCCCAAUCUGCUGCAGGAGGCCUUGUAGCCCCGCCAGAUAAAAUACUGGCAAGCAGCGAAGCUCAAAGGGCCUCACACCAUGGGGCCGAAGUUAAAGGGCCUCACACCGUGGGGCUGAAGAUCUAACAUCCCUUCACUUUUUGUUCCUGGUCAUAAAAGGAGAAAAAUUUCCCAAAAAAGUACAUCAGGCACUACAUUAUAUACAUACUGCAAAUAAACGGCACGGAAAAUUAUCUCUUAAAAACUAAUUAUUAGGGCCUCCCCGGUGGCGCAGCGGUUGAGCGCUGGGUUACGAAGCUGCCCGCGGCCUCUGUGGCGCUGGUUCGAUCCCCGGCUGCUCCCCGGCCACCGGAGGAGGGUCCCGCAUGGCGCGCAGACCUCUCCUGCCGCCCGCUGCUCCCCUCAG
Talpa occidentalis (Iberian mole) is the source of this 2242-nucleotide messenger RNA. Its product is annotated as patr class I histocompatibility antigen, A-2 alpha chain-like. Gene Ontology annotation, cellular component: external side of plasma membrane. Gene Ontology annotation, biological process: immune response; antigen processing and presentation of endogenous peptide antigen via MHC class Ib; positive regulation of T cell mediated cytotoxicity. Gene Ontology annotation, molecular function: signaling receptor binding; peptide antigen binding. The record is from RefSeq and is a predicted model, not a curated record. Bases 544 to 1578 code for a protein of 344 amino acids. The transcript has 7 exons. NCBI's taxonomy places the organism in Eukaryota, Metazoa, Chordata, Mammalia, Eulipotyphla, Talpidae.